This is a messenger RNA of Apiotrichum porosum, 1536 nucleotides long. RefSeq lists its product as uncharacterized. The record is from RefSeq and is a predicted model, not a curated record. The transcript is spliced from 11 exons. NCBI's taxonomy places the organism in Eukaryota, Fungi, Basidiomycota, Tremellomycetes, Trichosporonales, Trichosporonaceae. Gene Ontology annotation, molecular function: manganese ion binding. Gene Ontology annotation, cellular component: cytoplasm. The coding region runs from base 1 to 1536 and encodes 511 amino acids. Gene Ontology annotation, biological process: glucose catabolic process.
AUGUCCGCCCGUGCCGCCGAAGACCCCCAGCACGACUCGAAGAAGCAGAAGACCACCGUUCAGAAGAAGGUGUGCCUCAUCGUUCACGAUGGUUGGGGUCUUUCCGACAACGAGAAGGGCAACGCCGUCUUCCACGGUGACUCGACCAGCAUGGACGCCAUUCGCGACAACCACAACUUUGUUCCCCUUGCCGCCCACGGUCUCGCUGUCGGCCUCAAGGAUGGGCUUAUGGGAAACUCGGAGGACAUUGUCCGCAUUGACCAGUCCAUCAAGACGGACGAAUUUAAGAACCAGCCCUCUAUUGUCGCCUCGCUCAAGCAUGCUAAGGAAACCAACGGCCGUCUUCACCUCAUGGGUCUCCUCUCGGACGGCGGUGUUCACUCUCACAUCACCCACCUCCUGGCUCUUGUUCGUGCGGCCAAGGAGCAGGGUGUUCCCCACGUCUACAUCCACGCCUUUGGUGAUGGCCGUGACACUGCUCCCAAGUCAGCCACCAAGUAUGUCCAGGAGCUCCUUGACGCUCUCAAGGACAUUGGUUGCGGCGAGCUGGUCACGUUUGUCGGCCGCUACUACGCCAUGGACCGUGACAAGCGUUGGGACCGCGUGAAGGUGGCCGUCGAUGCCCUCGUCCAGGGCGAGGGUGACAAGGCCGACGACCCGGUCAAGGCUCUUGAGGAGUCGUACGCCAACGGUCUCUCUGACGAGUUUGUCAAGCCCCUCAUCUUUGGCGAUGCGUCAACUCGUAUCCAGGACAAUGACACCGUGUUCACGUACAACUAUCGCUCAGACCGCAUGCGCGAGAUCACCUCGCUCUUCGCCUUUGAGGACAAGCCCAUCGAUGUCGAGAUCCCCAAGGGCCUCAACAUCACCACCAUGUCUCGCUACAACCCGGAGUGGACCCUCCCCGUCGCUUUCCCUCCUGUGUCCAUGGACAAUGUCCUGGCAGAGUGGCUCGGCAAGCAGGGCGUCAAGCAGAUGCACAUUGCUGGCAAGUUUAAGUACGCCCACGUCACCUUCUUCUUCAACGGCGGUGUGGAGCAGCAGUACACGGGCGAGGAGCGUGGCAUGGUGCCCUCUCCCAAGGUGGCUACCUACGAUAAGCAGCCCGAGAUGAGCGCACAGGCUGUGGCCGACAAGGUCGCCGAGGUCGUCAAGACCAACGAGUUUGAAUUUGUCAUGUGCAACUUCGCGCCCCCCGACAUGGUUGGUCACACUGGUGUCUAUGACGCUGCCGUCAAGGCCAUCUCUGCCACCGACGCUGCUGUGAAGACCGUCUACGAUGCCUGCGAGGAGGCUGGCUAUAUCCUUUGUAUCACCUCCGACCACGGCAACGCUGAGCAGAUGCUGGACCCCGAGACUGGAAACCCACACACUGCCCACACCACUAACCCUGUUCCCUUCAUCGUGACUGGUGAGAAGGGUCUCAUCAAAACCGAUGUUACCGACGGUGCCCUGGCGGAUGUGGCGCCUACUAUUCUGGCUAUCAUGGGUCUUCCCCAGCCUGACGAGAUGACCGGCAAGUCGAUUGCAAAGUAA